AACGGGAGAAACGACGGCCUGAACCUACGCUGCGAUUAUACCAUGUCCUUGGGCUGACUUGUCCGAAAUCUCUGCAAGGCUAUCAAAACGUUCAAACGGAGAUUGACCAGCAAGUCGCCCUUGUAGACCUAUUAUAGAGCUGCCUUAUCAUGCAUAUAAGUGCGACACAGGGCUCUUCCGUCAAGCGUCCGGAUCGACCUCCCAGCACUUCGUCCGAACGUCAUGUAUCGACCAACAGCGUUGAUGGUUUAUAGGUGCAUCCUGAUUACGCUUUGGUUACAGUUCAUCUUCUUUGUCUCUGCUCUCCCUGUGGAAGUCCAGACUAUCCUGUCUGACGCAACAGUGAAAGAUGCCAAGGUUCUCAUCCUGGGUGGCGGGGUAGCCGGCAUCAUCGCCGCACGUACUCUGCAUGAACAGGGCAUCUCAGACUUCCUCAUUGUUGAGGCUCGCCAUGAACUAGGGGGAAGAAUGAUGAAUCGCCCAUUUGGUGUCGUUGACCAUGAGUAUUCCGUCGAAGUUGGUGCGAAUUGGGUACAAGGUACUCGAACUGGUAACGGUCCUGUGAAUCCUAUUUGGACGCUCGCGAAGAAACAUAACAUCAUAACGCGGAGAAGUCAUUUCUUCGAAAGCCUUUCGACAUUUGAUGAAAACGGCCCAGCUGACUUCAGUGGCGAUUUCUCCACUGCCGUGCGGAAUUACAACCGAUUGACAGGAUCAGCCGGUGCGCGCAUUCCUAAAGGCCUUGUCGAUACAACUGCACGUGGCGGUUACUCCAUGGUCGGCUCGAAACCUCUGACGGCGCAUGAAAUGGCGGCGGAAUACUUCUUGUUUGAUUGGGAAUUCUCACAAUCUCCGGAAGAGACAUCUUGGCUCGCAUCAUCUUGGGCUAAUAACUUCACUUUCAGACCAGAUGCAGGCGGGUUCUCAGACAAGAACAGAAUGGCGGUCGAUCAACGUGGAUUUAAGGCGCUCAUUCAACAUGAGGCAGCCGAAUUCUCAGGGUCUGAGUCAAGCCGAGUUCUUUUGAACUCUACAGUCAGCAUCAUUGAGUACUCUGCCAAGGGUGUUCAAGUAACCUUGACCGAUGGGACAAAGCUGAAAGCCAAUCAUGCUAUUUGUACAUUCAGUCUUGGUGUUCUACAACACGACGAUGUUCGCUUCAUACCUUCGUUGCCCACAUGGAAGCGAGAAGCUAUUCAUAGUAUGACAAUGGGUGUAUUCACUAAGAUAUUCCUACAGUUUCAGCAGAAGUUUUGGUUCGAUACUGAGAUGGGUUUAUACGCCGAUCGAGAACGUGGCCGUUAUGCCGUUUGGCAAAGCCUUGACCAUGAUGAUUUCUUCCCGGGAUCUAGACUCAUCUUCGUCACCGUCACUGGUUCCUUCUCAAAGCGAAUCGAAGCCUUACCGAAUUCAGCCGUGAAGGCAGAGGUGCUCUCUGUCCUGCAGGCUAUGUGUCCAAAUAUCACGAUUCCGCAACCAAUCGACUUCUAUUUUCACCACUGGCAUUCUGACCCGCUGUUUCGAGGUUCGUACUCAAACUGGCCUGCUAACUUCCUUCCGGAACACUCGGCCAACUUGAGAGCAAAUGUGGACGAGAGACUCUGGUUUGCUGGGGAAGCCACUAGCAAGAGAUAUUUCGGUUUCUUACAUGGUGCUUACUAUGAAGGAGAGGCGAUAGGUCUCGCCGUCGCGGAUUGUAUCAAAGGAGGAGGGUGUGUUGGGUUGGAACAUGCCGAGCAAGUCAAGAAUGCUAGCCCUUAUGAUAUCUUUUGAUCAGUUUAGGAGCUACUUUUAUACGUUCAUUUCUUGCUUUGUUCUCACCUUCUUUCAAUUGUACUAUAGAUAGCGCUUUGGAUAUCCAAGCUCGCCGACUGGCAAAAGACAUUUGUAACCCACGGUGAAUUGUGAAUCUACAACCCUUUCUGCACUAUUCACUUGAGCAUCUUCUCAAGUCCGUGCCUAUCGCUGACAGCGGUCUUGCGUGGUUGUACCAUGCAUGUCACAAGCGAUUCAAGCUUGAUCUCAUGUGACGUUCUGAUAUUGAAGGUCGCAAUCCCGCUGUAAAGAAUCCAAAAUUCUUAUCAAGAAGGUGCAGUGAGUUGUAUUUGAUCCCUUUGGUCACCUGGCGUAUGAACAUUGUCGCAUGGUGAACUUCAGGGGUACGAGUCAAGUUUUGUUAUCACUGAGACUUCAAGUUGUACUAACCUACACAAAAUAAUAUGAGCCUGAGAGU
This is a messenger RNA of Somion occarium, 2233 nucleotides long. The record is from the annotation of a GenBank genome assembly. NCBI's taxonomy places the organism in Eukaryota, Fungi, Basidiomycota, Agaricomycetes, Polyporales, Cerrenaceae.